CACCACAACCUUCCGACGAUCAUACCGAGUAGGUCCACGCAGUAACGUUCCGCAAUGGAUUCAGCAGGGAUACUCGUUGGCUUACUACUAAUUUAUUGUGUUCAAAGUGAAGCGUUUCACAGCAAUCCGUUUGAUGUAAUCCGAGGAUGUAAACAGUACGCAAAUGUGGUCGAUUACAAUGGAGCGCUUGAAUAUUUUGCUACCGAUAACUUGCAGCACGUGGGACGGACGCCCGGUUCCAAGUACUUCCGCUUUGGAAUUGUAGGGCCAAACGAUGGGCACAUCCGUUUCGGAGGUUCGCCGUACCCGUACGGUAAGGAUGUGAUUGAGAUCGUGCUCUCCGGGUGGGCUAACACGAAAAGUGUUGGACGACGUCAGCAUCGUACGAGACCGCACGAGAAGGAGGUAAACGUGCUUCUGGCCGAGGUGGAAACGCCCAAACUGUUGUCCCCAUUCCGACCGACCAUGUUCGUGCUGGAGGUGUUCAACAAUGGAACUGUCCAGGUGAGGAAGGACGGUGAAAGCCAUCCAUUGCUGCAGUUUCGCGAUGGCAAUCGUUCCCUGCCGGUCGAUUAUAUGGCUUUCACUAAAUGGGACAAGGAUCUCAUCUACUUCUAUGAUUGUCCACUGAAGGAGACGCUCGGUGGCGACGAUUCUAUUUUUUUGAAUUGUACGGUCGUUUAAUAU
This is a messenger RNA of Anopheles coustani, 687 nucleotides long. RefSeq lists its product as uncharacterized. NCBI's taxonomy places the organism in Eukaryota, Metazoa, Arthropoda, Insecta, Diptera, Culicidae. The transcript has 3 exons. Bases 55 to 684 code for a protein of 209 amino acids. The record is from RefSeq and is a predicted model, not a curated record.